AGAGAUACGGGAGCCGGUAGCGCCCAUACCGUGCGGCAGCAGCAGUGAUGGAGGGGGUGACGGUGGGCCAGGUAUUUGAUGCUGAGUGUAUCCUCAGCAAGCGGCAAAGGAAGGGAAAGUUCGAGUUUCUGGUGAAGUGGAGAGGCUGGUCUUCCAAGCACAACAGCUGGGAGCCUGAGGAGAACAUCUUGGACCCCAGGCUGCUGGCAGCUUUUCAUAAGAGGGAACAAGAGCGGGAACUUCUGUUCCAGAAGAAAGGAAAACGGCCCAGAGGACGACCCCGGAAGAUUCUGCCUCCACCUGCUGCCACCAAGGACAGUCGUUCCUCCUCUUCCUCUUCAGGCCUCUCAUCCGAGCCCUCCUCUUCCUCGGAGGAGGAUGAAGAUCACGUGAAGAAGGCCAAGCCAAGUCCUCGUCUCCACCCUGUCCCCCAGAAGCGGCCUCAGAUCCUGUUGGCUAAGCCCGACCCGCCCCGUAAGAAGAAGCGUGGGAGAAAGCCACUGCACCCAGACCUGAAGGCUCUACGGCAGGGGAAGACUCUUCCUCCUCCUCCUCCUCCCGCUCCACGCCACCACCAGUCAAUCAGAUCGCCCAGAGAUGAUCCGCGGUCCGGUGUGAAGAAGCCUCUGCAGCCGGCCAGCUUCACCUACACUGGGCUGAGCAGGAGCUCAAGAGAGGAGGGAACCUCCUCCUUUUCUCAGAGCUCCACCUCCAAACCUGGAUCCCUCAGCUGUAUCUGGACCAGCCGCUCUCUCUCCGCUUCCUCCUCCUCCCACAAUAAAGGCAGUCCAUCACAGAAGCCCUCUGAACUGCGACGCUCCGCCUCAGAAACAGGAAGCAGCAGAGCAGAUACCUUUAAAGCGUCUCCUCUGAAACCUGGCGGAGGUUCUGCGCCUCUCGGUCUGCACAGCAGCUUUGGAGGACAUGCGAUAGCAGCACAGCGCCCCCCGCUGGCCCACAGGAGGCAAGAUGGUGUGGGUGGUCAGUCUGGCCUGGUUCAACACAAGCAGCAGAACUCCAGUUUCUCCAAACAGUCACUCUCACCCACACCCAGAGAGCGAGCCAGUCAGGCGCUGAACCUACGAGCGCUGAACCUGCAGAGCGUCAGUAAGCUAACCGCAAGCGGCAGCCUACAGGGGGGUUCACGCAGCGGCGUUGGCAAAGGAACAACAGCAGGAGGGCAGCGCUCAGGGUCAGCACCAGGCACUGCUGUCGAACCUGGACGGAGCAGAAUACAGCCUGCAGGGGCCAGCAGGCAGGAGGAGCGCAAACACGGGCCGAGCUCUCAGAAUCGUAGCCUGAACGAACUCAGCACCGGGGAUUCGGACGUCACAAGCAGCAGCGAGUCGGAACAUGACGCCUCGUUGUUUCCUGGUGACAGCAGGCCGAGCAUUGGCAGCAACGCUCCUGAGUCAGACACAGAAACGGACUGGAGGCCGGCACGGAGCCUCAUGGAGCAUGUCUUUGUAACUGACGUCACAGCCAACUUCAUCACAGUGACGGUGAAGGAGUCUCCAACCAGCGUGGGAUUCUUCAGCUCCCAAAAUCACUAGAAGGAAACAGAAUUCGUGCUUCAGUCCAUCAACGGGAAGCUGCUACCACCACAGAAUCAACAUAUGGACAUAUGGACAGUUCCUGGAAAUAAACACUUUGGUCAGGUUUCUGGACUUUUGGAGGUGUCCGUUCUCCUCGGAUUGGCUGAUAUUUUGUUGCUGACAGCAGCUCUAGGUGGUGGAGGUACAACAGUGGUGAAGGAAACAUUUAUAAAAAGAGGGUUUCAUCAUGAGGUUACAAUAGAAAAUUAAAAAUAAGAGGUGCUUAAACUUCUCCUGGGUUUAUCUGACAACAGUCCAGCUCAUUGAAAAAUCCAUCAGUGUUUUUCUCAUCCUAUAUAUCCAGACUUACUACUCAGCAAAGCCUGAAACACACACUUUGGUUCUGUUAAACAUCCCCACUAUCGAGGACUGCUUACUGGUGUCAGGAUUGGAUCAGUCUGUGGCGUCGUUCUUUCAUAUUAUAAUGCUCAGUAUGUCAUCUGGAACGGUAUAAUGCAGUUAUCAGUUCAUGCCAGCAGGUGGAGUAGUUUUACAGAUUAGACACUAAAGCUGAGAAAUUCAUUCCAGCCUGUUAUGUUACUGUAUAUAAGCUGCAGCUGUAGCAUCAGUGAAUCUGAACAGUGUCAUCAAAUCAGCGCAGCAAGCCCUGAUCUUUACUGGUGCUUUCUUCUUUGGUUUGGCUUCUGUUUCUCAGGCUUGAGCUGGCAUUUUAAUGGCUGUUUUAACACUGUUUUAUAUCAGUUUCUGGCCUGUUUUCUUUCCUAGAGCCAGAAUCUGUGAAGGUGGUCUACACCACAUGUUCUUCAGGCUUUCUGUAGGUCUUACAAGGGCUUAUUCCAGAAGGUUCCCUUCAUGUCUGGUGGUUAGAUGGCCAGUACAGAUGAGCCCUGAUGCCCCUGAAACACGACACUGUCUAGUUUAAGGAUCGCCAGUAGUGCCAUUAUGAUAUUUGGUUGUAAAGCCAACACAUGCUGAUUUUUAUGCUGCAGCAGUGGGAAUAAAUCAGGGCAGCCUUUCGACAGUAGACGUCUGGGUCUACAUCUCUUAGAUUCCAGGUAAGUUUGCUCCUUCAGCAGUUCUUAGUUCAUGGUGUAUCAGUACAUUUUAUAUUGUAAUAAUUUUUUUUUUUCUGCACAGUGAAGAUAAAAUUGUUAUAAAAAUGCUCAAAUCUUACAUGUAAUUUAAUGGUGUUGGAUAUUCCUGUCUGAAAACCUCUAGAUCCACUCUGUUUCCACUUAUUUUGGUUCUUUCUUCCCGUUUGGGCCAGUUGACGAUUAAAAUGUGACCGGUUCUGACUCCUGCUCAGAGCAAAAAUAAUGCUUAUCUGCUGUUAGUUAUUUACUGGAAAUAUAUAAUCACAUUUGUACAAUCACAGUAGGCUAUCUGGCUGGUACAAGUUAAUGUGACCUUGAUCCAAAACAUCCUGCACCAGACUGCUCCAUUUUGACUUGAAAAAUUCUGCUAUGAAAUGACUAAAAUGGCAAAGGUACCAAAUAGCGAAGGGAUGAAAUGUCCAGGACCUGAUUUUUGAUGCGUUUUAGUGGUUCACUAGUCGCUCUCUCCGACUUCUGCUUACUGUAAGGCCAACGUUGUUCUGCUCGGUUUGAUUGUGCCCCGGCUUUUAUUUGAGUUAUUGAACCAGGAUAUUCUCAUACAGUCAUCACCAGUUGAAGUCAGUGAAUGUGUGUCACAGAUAACAUUUUGUGCUGAUUGUUGCAUAAUUUUAAACUAGAGAAAGUCUGAUGUACUUUUGAUCUGAUUCUGGUCAUCGGUGACAGAAACCUUUUGGCUCCUUACAAAUUGUAUCAAUUUUAAACACUGAACUUUUGAUGUACCUGGAAAAAUUGCUUUCUUUUCCUCUUCUAAAAAGAAUGUUUGAAACAGAUCCCAAAGAGGAGAAUAAUGGUAUUUUUAAAGCUUUCUGUAAUAACUUUAAGAAACACUGCUUGAGAUGACACUUCGUGCAGGGUUUUUAGGCAGGGUUUUAAAUUCCAAACGUUUUCUGCUGGAUUUGAAUCAGGAACCUACUAGAAGGAUCUAUCUCCAGUACAACCUCAGCCAUCAUUAACUAGUUGCAGUCUAUGUUGAAGUAGGUUUUAGUAAGAAUCGGGGAGGCAGACUCUCCAUCAGAUGGACAUUAACAACUCCUAUGCAGGUCCUCAGGUCUCAGCUGGACUCUCACUGCCACCUCUCAGCUUUUCCUGACAAUGUGUUCAAAACGUCCUGCUCUAGACUGUGGCUUUAUCCUGGACCUCACCAUUCUGUGUCUGAACUUUUCCUUAGAACUCCCAUCAGAGUUCUCUGUAUUCUGUUUUUGGACCAAAGGUGUAUUGAAUGUGAACUCUUUUGUUCUGAUUUGUCUUGUGGACAGUAUCUCCCGCACUAAGCACAGCAAAGAUGUAAGCUGACUGAAACGUCCCAGUAUCACUUAUACCAGUUUUGUACCAUUUGUAAUACAUCAUGGCAGUGUCUUUUGAAUUUGAAUUAUGUGUUAUUUAUACUUGUAAAUAUGUGUUUUUUUUUUCAUGAUGUGAUAUAUCUGAUAUGGAUCUGGUGCUCGUGUCGGCCGAUUAGCUGCAGAUUAUUGUAGCCUGUGUGCCUCUCUGCCGUCUGAAGGAUUUGGGAAAUAAAGCUUAACAGCUGGA
Girardinichthys multiradiatus is the source of this 4201-nucleotide messenger RNA. Its product is annotated as chromobox protein homolog 2-like. The transcript is spliced from 6 exons. The record is from RefSeq and is a predicted model, not a curated record. Gene Ontology annotation, biological process: negative regulation of transcription by RNA polymerase II. Gene Ontology annotation, cellular component: PRC1 complex; heterochromatin. Lineage: Eukaryota; Metazoa; Chordata; Actinopteri; Cyprinodontiformes; Goodeidae. Bases 48 to 1553 code for a protein of 501 amino acids.